AUGGAAAGAGCAUCCUUAAAAAUCUACGUCCGUGUCAAAUCUGAAGAACAUAACGACACAAUUACAACGUCAAAAGAUCUGCAUGAAAUCAAAAUUUCUGACGCACAAGAGCGAGCAAGCCACACUUUUGAUUUUUAUAGGGUUUUUUUGCAAGACUCCAAUCAAGAAGAAAUCUAUGAUACAACGUGCAGACCGCUGGUAGACCAUAUGAUGGACGGGUUUGACGCCACAUUAUUUGUGUAUGGACCGACAGAUUCUGGGAAAAGUUUUACAUUGUUUGGAGGAGAAGGACAUAAAUAAAAUGGCGACGUAAACAGUCCGUCCUCUCCCGGACCUGUUUCGAGUUUAGGGACUUUGCUGCGGCCUGAAGCCAAACCGAGUAGGAAACGGAGUCUACGGAUACUGGGUAUUUGCGUUCGGGCUUGGUUUUGCCCCUUUGAAGGCUUUGUGUCUUCCCAAUGGAAAUUUGGGAAAAAGACUUUUACCCCUCGAGACACUAGUGCCGAAAACGAAGGUAUAGUUGGUACCGAUACUCAUUAGGGAGUUUAUCCCUAGCUGGAACUCUAGUUACUAUCAGCAUCUUCAAGUCCCAAGCCUACAUACUCCAAGAUUUCGAGAUAGCAUUAAGAGCCAGGCUGAAAGCCGGAGGAGAAUAUCUCUGCUGGAAAUGCUGACAUACCAAGGAGGUUCGCCAGCAGCUGAACGAGUCUUCUACGAAGACUCCUCUCAGGUAAUAUAUUAAAGGAAGAAGAGCCCUAAUUAAUAUUAAUUUUUGGAGGAGAAGGAUUCCAUAACCGUGGGAUGUUUUUAAGAGCGAUGGAAACGAUUUUUGAAGAGUCUCAAAGACUGUCUUAUCAAAAAGAUAUCCGAAUAAAAAUGCAGAUGCUGGAGCUUUAUGGAGAUAAAAUUCGCGAUUUAGGAUUAGCCUAUAAAGAUGCACAUGCAAUAAAUGUUUUCCCGAACCAGCAGCUGGACAUUGAAGAAAGUAUGGGGAGAGUGAUGAUUGGCUCAGCUUCAGAGUUUGAGGUUAGGACCCCUGAUGAAGCUAAUGGGGUUGUAAGCCAUUUUUAUAUGAAUGAUUUGGAUUAUAUUAAUAGGAAAAAAAUAUUUAAUUAGCGAAAGAUUCAUAUAGUCAUAUAAUAAAUCAAGGAUUUGAAUUAAGAGCUGCUUGUGAAGCAAAAUCUGGAAAAUAUUCCACAAGGGCACAUACUAUUAUUGCUAUCACUUUAAGCCAAAAAUAUAAAACUGCUGAGUGGGAUCAGUUAACAAGCAGCACACUUUACUUUGUAGAUUUAGCAGGCUCAGAAAAGCCAAAAACCCGUAAAGGGAAAGAAUUUUACGAGUCAUUAAACGCCAGCUCAAGCUUCCACGCUUUAAGCAAAGUUCUUGCUACCUUAAAUUCAAGCCAAACUUCAUAUAGAGACCACAAAUUGACCAGAAUUUUGGAAAACGGAAUGUCAAAUAACGCUAUGAUUUCUAUGAUUGUAUGCGUAAACCCAGACAAGGUGCAGUUUGAAGACACUUUGGCAUCACUUACCUUUGCAGACCGAUGCAAGCCACUUACAGCUGGCGGUGCUGCCUUUUUUGCAUCUGAUAAAUUGACAGGAAAUGAGGUCGAUAUGAAAAUAAAAUUAUUGCAAGACGAAAGAGCUGAACUUAAAGAAAAAUUAAGAAAAAUCGAAAUGACUCAAGAAGAGCAGCUUAAAAAAAUCGUGGAUAUGCUAGGAAUUGAAGGAGAUGUAGACACCCUUUUACAGGCACAACCGGGGUCUAGAGAACUUGCUAAAAUAAAUCAGCAAAAAGAAGCAGUCCAAAAAGUUGACAGUUUAAUAAAGAAAAAUAAAGAACUUGAAAAAAAAGUUGAAGAAAAUAAACAAAUUUUUGAAAAAAUAAAAAAAGCGGAAAAUCAAAGCCAAGAGCAGCAUUUGAGGAAAGUUUUGGAGCUGAAAGAUGAGCUCGCAAGGCUUAAAGAAGAAUUAGAAGAAAAUAAAGCAAAUGCGGAGCAUAAUCAAAAGGAGCAGAUGGAUACCAAAGCAGAAGAGUUGCAAAGAAUGCUAACUCCCUUGGCUAGAAAAUUUUUUGGUUACUGGUUCCUUCUAAAGAGCAGUCCAAAUAUUUUUAAAUUUUUAAGAGUAUAUCAUAGAAAGCAAAAAAAAUUUUAAAUAUAAAUAUUUUACAAAUAAUAGUCGUAUAUAUAAUUAAGAAUUAUAAUAUAAAAAAUGACUGCUAACUAUAUUAAAAUUUUAAAAGUUUGCGCCUUUUUAAAGCAACUCUAUAUUUUUCUUUUAAAUUGUUUACAAAUUCUGAUUUUUUAAGCCCGAAAACAAUUUUUUUAUAUAUAUUUUAUAUAUAAAAUUUUGAAAAAUACCUCUUCGUUAGCAAGCAGAAAAAAAUUUGCUUUCUAACAAAGGGGGAACUAAGCAAUUCGCAUAAACUGGUCGAAGAAAAACUUGCUAUUGUGCAUAAUUUGCCUAAAGCAAUGCAGGCAAUAGGAAAUUUGCCAUCAGCUCAAGAUAUGAAGGAGCUUGGGAAGCUAGAAGUGGAAAAAGAAUUUCAAAAAAGAUUUAGAGAACAAGAAAGAAACCAUCAAAAGCAGCUUGAAAGUGUAAAAACACAAUAUGAGCAGCUUGUUAAAGAGAAAGAAGCAAUGCUUUCUAAUAUGGUCAAAAACUUUAAAGAAAAUAGAAAGACAAAAAAGGACGAAAUUUCAGCUUUAAGGAAAGAAAUGACGCAGCUGUAUGAGCUUAUAUCAAACCAAAAAAAGGUGCUAAAUAAUAUUGAAAAUGGGAAAUAUAAUCAAAAUUUGAGAAAAGUUUUAUAUUUAGAAUCAAAAUGAAUGGUAUAUUUAUACUGAAUUUAAUUAGAAGCUCUUAUUAAUAGCAAGAUCAGUGCUUUGCUUCAUAUAAAAAAUUAUCAUUUUAUAUUAUAAAUAAAUACCUAUAAUCAAUCUAAAUCUAUAUAAAAUAAAAUAAAUAUUUCUAUUUAUUCCCUAAUAUAAACUUAAAUCAGCCCAGUUAUGCAUAUUCCAAAAGAUAUGAUGCCUGAAUUCCCAACCCCUGAAACUUUUCCUCAUCUCUUUAAAUCAUUUCAAAGAGAAAAAACAGAAACUAAUGUGUCAGCCCACAAACCCGCAACAAAACAAGAAAAAUCCGAAAUUCAGCCUUCAGGCAGAAAAAUCGGAAAUUACUGUUUGAUAGCUGAUAUGUCAACAGUUCCUCCAAAUGAAGCAAAAAGGCUUGUAGAAAAUCUCCGAGAACUAUAUAAACAAUCUGAAGCUGAGCUAGAAAAUGCCAAGAAAAACCAAUCUUCUAUCCAAGAGCAAAAAGCAGCCCUCCAGGAACAAAUUAAAAAUGCUAAAGAAGAGCGUGACCGAUAUAGAGAACUUUAUUCAAAAGAAAUGAAGCAAAAAUGUGAAGCGAAAAGUAUAUUUUUUAGGAUAAAUUCGAGAAAAUCAAUAAAUUCUUUUAUUUACAUAAUAAAAAUAAGUAGCUGCCCAUAAUUAAAUAAAAAGACAUAUUAUCGAAAUCCAAAGAAAAACCCUUGAAAAAAAUUACCUGCUAAGCAACGAAAGAGGACAGUCAAGAUCUUCAAAUGUCAGACCUACAACUGGAGCAAAUUUAAGAAGAAAUAAAAUAGAAUAA
Molecule: messenger RNA, 3641 nt
Organism: Blepharisma stoltei
Lineage: Eukaryota; Ciliophora; Heterotrichea; Heterotrichida; Blepharismidae
Source: the annotation of a GenBank genome assembly